AUGGCGUUUCCCGCCGAAUCGCUCACUGGGCUGAAUGAAGCUUCUCACGGAGAACCCUUCAACGAGGGGCAUUUCAAGGAAAUUUGCACCGCGCUCUGCCGGGACGUGGAAAGAAUCGCCCGGUGGGACGAACGGGUGCAGCGAGUGCACCUCGCAAGUCGCAAUACCGACGGAGCGCAGGACCGGGAACCAAACAGGCAAAGCGAGGAGCCAUCGAUUGCAAUCCGCCAGGAGGAGAGGAGGGCAAGCCAAUGGCAGGGCCAGGUCUUUCCCCAGUCCCUGACCGGCCCCACUGGCGACGUAAAUCCUGGCCCCAACUGGCCGCUUUUUGCUGAAGUGGUCUUCCGCCCGGGUCGACUCUUGACCACUUCCGCCGUCGUACGCCGUCGUCUUUGCGUUCUGUGUCCGCGUGGCAUGGAUCUUCUUUCCGACACUGCAAUCUUCGUCUUUGCCUCUUUGCCGUUGUCACUAUUGACUGCUGUUCCCUUCGCUCCAGCAUGGCGUCUUGCGAUUCCAUUGACCUCUCUUAACCCUGCCUCUUCCCGUUCGCGUCGCCGCUCCUUCUGA
Molecule: messenger RNA, 567 nt
Organism: Aspergillus ibericus CBS 121593
Lineage: Eukaryota; Fungi; Ascomycota; Eurotiomycetes; Eurotiales; Aspergillaceae
Exons: 2
Coding region: 1-567 (188 amino acids)
Source: RefSeq, a predicted model, not a curated record